AUUUUUAUUGGGAAAAUGGAACGGUCCACAGUGAUUGUGAGAAAAAAAAAUUUGAACCAGGCCGGGCCUAUAACGAAGAGUGGUUCUGGCCCAGCCCACAACUCCACCUCUAAGUUUGUUUUGGGGUCCAAUUGCAUCACUUCCUCUCUGGUCACCUCCUAUUCAACCGAGGCCAUAAUGCAGUCAUUUGGGGAGCCUUGGCCGGAAUUUAAUGACGGACUCCAUUACCGGGACCUCAUCCGAUCAUCUGAUUCCGGCUUGACGCUGAUCGAAUUCUACUCCAAAAAGUACAAGAAUUCAGCUCCUUUUCUAGGUUGGUUGCAGAGAAUUCACAAUAAGCAGAUAACUAUUGAUGGCAAUGCUGUUACAGAUCCUGAUACAAUUCUCAGGGAAGGUAUGGAGCUAAUAUAUUAUCGGCUUCCCUGGCAAGAGCCCGAUGCGCCUCACUUGCUUGAAAUUCUAUGUGAAGAUGAUGACUUGAUAGCUGUAAAUAAACCUUCGGGUUUACAAGUUCUACCUGGAGGCCUGUUCCAGCAGAGGACUGUCCUGACACAACUUCAAUGGCGUUCACGGAAGCUGACCUCCUCAUCAGCAUGUCAAGAACCGCAUCCUGUUCCAGUUCAUCGACUUGGAAGGGGCACAUCAGGAAUAUUACUUUGUGCGAAGACAAAGCUUGCAAAAUCUCGUCUUGCAGCAUACUUCGCCGAUGGAACGUCAGUUGUUGGCGUCAGCAGUUGUAGAAGGGGCAUGCAUCACCUCCAUUUCCGACACGUGUCCAGAGCGUGUCCGGCGCAUGCCGGUGUAUUAUGUGUGAGACACCGACACACUGGCUCCGGCAACAUAGAUUCCAAUUCAGAGCUGAAUACAAUGAGGAAAAUUACAAAGAUAUAUCGAGCCCUAGCAAGGGGGGUAAUCAAUGAGGACGAGGUUACCGUUGAGCAGCCCAUUGGGCAGGUCAGAUAUCCUGGUGUAGCCAAGGGGUUGUAUGUUGCUUCUCCUUCAGGGAAACCUUCUUUCAGCAGGGUUGAUGUUCUUGAGAGAAAUAUGCACAGCAAUUGUACCUUGAUCCAGGUUGAGAUCCAAUCUGGGAGACCACACCAAAUCCGCAUUCAUCUUUCUUUCAUUGGACACCCACUGAUAGGCGAUCCUCUUUAUGUUGCUGGUGGACAGCCAAAGUGUUUUGAUCCUCACGUCACAGAUGAAAGUCUUGCUCAUGAUGGAGGGUAUCAGAGGCCUGGAAAUCCUGUUCCUGGAGACUGUGGAUACCACUUGCAUGCACAUCGUUCAGUUUUCCCUCACCCCAUCACGAAUGAGGUCAUUGAUAUAACUGCAUCACUGCCAUCCAUUCUCCGUACUCAAGAAGAGUCAAAAGCAAUCACACAAGGUUAGUGACGAGGUUUAAGUGGUUUAGGGCUGGAAUAUUUUAAUUUAAAAUAUUGUAACUUUUCGAGUAGUUUGACACCAUUGGAUUGAGUAGAGGCUUAUAAAUUUAUAAUUGUGGAAAUUGCCAUAGAAUAAUUUUAAUCAAAGCAACAUAGUUGUCGACCCAAAGAGUAACCUUGUGCAACAACGUUAGGGCAAGCAUGUCUCAAUAGGGUUAUCCGUCGGUCGACCAGAGAGGACAAGUGUAUUA
Molecule: messenger RNA, 1633 nt
Organism: Olea europaea var. sylvestris
Lineage: Eukaryota; Viridiplantae; Streptophyta; Magnoliopsida; Lamiales; Oleaceae
Product: RNA pseudouridine synthase 5
Exons: 14
Coding region: 16-1389 (457 amino acids)
Biological process (GO): pseudouridine synthesis
Molecular function (GO): RNA binding; pseudouridine synthase activity
Source: RefSeq, a predicted model, not a curated record